AUGAAAGUGCUACUAGUGUUAGUGCAAGUAGCAUGGGCAUUUGGCCUGACAGGUGCCGCAUUAGAAUGCCCAACAUUGGACGAGUUGGGCGAAUGCACGUGCAUUCCAAACACCGCCAAAUUAUAUUGCGGUCCGAAAACCACCAUUUUUACGGACCUCCAGAAUGAAGUUACAUUUGAUUCAAUAGUACUCGAGGGUCUCGAAAAUCCGGCAACGAUCAAUUUGAACAAGGCAAAAACUAAGGCCCUAACAAUUAAAGAUUCUAACCUGGAUGAUUUUGCUAAAAUAUUUACCGCAAAUAUUGUCGAGGUACUCGCGAAAAUAUCAUUGACUAAUGUCCAUAAGGACGAUAACAAAACUAAAAUUUUGGUUAACGACAUACUUGAAAACAUCAUUGACAAAUUACCCCUGGAUCCAUUUGGCAAAUACGGUGAAAAGGACGCUAUAAUCAAAAUAUACCUUGACCACGAUACAAUACAAUGUACAUGGCUAGCUGAAACAUCAGUUGCAUGGAUAUACGAUGGAAAUCACCCGACUGCGUCAACUAACUUAAUACACGUUGACUGCAAUAACUACCAAAACCGAGACCUAUUUCAAAUGCAACCUGAUGAUUUUACUGACCACCCGGUAACAACACCUACACCUGAACCAUAUACAGGGCCCUCCACUACACCGCCGACUACACCCACACCCGAACCAUCACAAGUGGACUAUCAAAUUGACCAGGGUUGGCAACAAAUUACGGCAAACAAUUGGCCGUAUAUGGAUAAUGAGGACAGUAUUAACAAGCAACAUACAAACUUUUUCUUUAUUAAACCUAAUGAAAAUGGUUUUGAAAAAGUGAAAGCCGAUUUAUUGUCCGAUCCGAAACAAAUUGUUAAAUACCCGUUUUGGUCUUAUGAGAGAAAUGUGGUCACCGUGGAUAUAGACAAAGUUACGCAAGUUGACUAUCAGUAUGAAGAUAAGACUACAGGAAAUAAUUAUGGAAAUAUAUCUAAUCAAAACUAA
Messenger RNA from Oppiella nova, 1008 nucleotides. NCBI's taxonomy places the organism in Eukaryota, Metazoa, Arthropoda, Arachnida, Sarcoptiformes, Oppiidae. The record is from the annotation of a GenBank genome assembly.